AUGGAUUUACAUGAACAGUCACCUUGUGAUAAAGAUUUCAUAAGCACAGCAACAUCAACAUUAAGAAAUACGUUAAGUCAACUUCAAGAUUUAAACUCGUCCACACAAUCAAGUGCGGAUUUGAGUCCUCAAACUGAAAGUCAAGAAGCACAACUACCUGUACCUCGACCUGUACUAGCACCGAGUGUAGUACCUCAACAACCAGUUUACAGAACACUUAGUUGA
This is a messenger RNA of Paramuricea clavata, 225 nucleotides long. The record is from the annotation of a GenBank genome assembly. NCBI's taxonomy places the organism in Eukaryota, Metazoa, Cnidaria, Anthozoa, Malacalcyonacea, Plexauridae.